Messenger RNA from Dufourea novaeangliae, 1627 nucleotides. RefSeq names its product cryptochrome-1 (gene Cry2). Gene Ontology annotation, cellular component: nucleus; cytoplasm. Gene Ontology annotation, biological process: entrainment of circadian clock by photoperiod; circadian regulation of gene expression; negative regulation of DNA-templated transcription. The transcript has 9 exons. The coding region runs from base 1 to 1578 and encodes 525 amino acids. NCBI's taxonomy places the organism in Eukaryota, Metazoa, Arthropoda, Insecta, Hymenoptera, Halictidae. Gene Ontology annotation, molecular function: FAD binding; DNA binding. The record is from RefSeq and is a predicted model, not a curated record.
AUGACGGGCAGUCGUAAUAGGGAAAUAAACUCGGAAGUAGGGGUUCGCGGGGACGGCGAGAAGCACACGGUUCAUUGGUUUCGUAAAGGCCUGAGACUGCACGAUAAUCCAUCGUUGAGGGAGGGUCUUGCCGGGGCAUCCACGUUCCGGUGCGUCUUCGUUUUGGAUCCAUGGUUCGCUGGGAGCACCAACGUUGGCAUCAAUAAAUGGAGAUUUUUGCUGCAAUGCUUGGAAGACCUCGACUGUUCCCUCAGGAAACUGAAUUCCAGGCUGUUUGUGAUACGUGGACAACCGGCGGACGCUUUGCCGAAACUCUUCAAAGAAUGGGGCACUACGAAUCUGACCUUCGAGGAGGAUCCAGAACCGUUCGGACGCGUACGGGAUCAUAAUAUUUCGGCGCUCUGUAAGGAGCUUGGUAUUUCGGUGGUCCAAAAGGUCUCUCACACUCUGUACAAGUUGGACGAGAUCAUCGAGAAAAACGGAGGGAAGCCGCCGUUGACGUAUCAUCAAUUCCAAAAUGUCGUCGCCAGCAUGGACUCGCCGGAACCGUCGGUGCCGACUGUGACUUCCGUCUGUGUCGGUUCCGCGUACACUCCUUUGAAGGAGGAUCACGACGACCAUUACGGCGUCCCGACGCUCGAGGAGCUUGGCUUCGACACGGAAGGGCUUCGACCACCUGUGUGGGUGGGUGGUGAAAGCGAAGCGUUGGCACGGUUGGGUCGGCACCUCGAGAGGAAGGCUUGGGUGGCCAGUUUCGGCAGGCCGAAAAUGACCCCGCAGUCCUUGUUGCCCAGUCAAACGGGUCUAUCGCCGUACUUACGAUUCGGAUGCCUGAGUACCAGGCUAUUUUAUUAUCAGCUCACCGAUCUCUACAAAAAGAUCAAGAAAGCCGUGCCGCCGCUCUCGUUGCACGGUCAGCUUCUGUGGCGCGAAUUCUUUUACUGCGCCGCUACCAAAAAUCCGAAUUUCGAUCGGAUGCAGGGUAACCCGAUUUGCGUGCAAAUACCUUGGGACAAGAACGUCGAGGCGCUCGCCAAGUGGGCAAACGGCCAAACUGGAUUCCCGUGGAUCGACGCGAUCAUGACCCAGUUGAGAGAAGAAGGCUGGAUCCAUCACUUGGCUAGGCACGCUGUCGCUUGUUUCUUAACCAGAGGCGACCUUUGGAUCUCCUGGGAAGAAGGAAUGAAGGUGUUCGACGAGCUCCUGUUAGAUGCAGACUGGUCGGUAAAUGCAGGAAUGUGGAUGUGGUUGUCCUGUAGCUCCUUCUUCCAGCAGUUCUUCCACUGUUAUUGUCCCGUGAGAUUCGGCAGGAAGGCCGAUCCGAAUGGAGAUUACAUCAGACGGUACUUGCCGGUUUUAAAAAGCUUCCCCACGAGAUACAUCCACGAACCGUGGAACGCCCCGCUCAGCGUGCAGCGAACCGCCAAAUGCAUCAUCGGGCAAGAUUACUCGUUGCCGAUGGUCAAUCACAGCAAGAGCUCGAGGAUCAACAUCGAAAGGAUGAAGCAGGUGUAUCAGCAGUUGAAUAAAUAUCGUGGGAACGGAGCUUCUCUUAAAGGAGAGACCGUUGGUGAGUAAUAUUUCUGUUCCUUAAAACAUCUUUCACGGUCUCGCGAAUCUAUGUAAA